GAUUAUACUAUUGAUGCUUUGUCUAUUUACUAUAUUACUAUAUUUGUUGCAGGUGAUCAAAACUUACAAUGGGGAAUACACUAAAUUAUAAUCAAUAAAAUAAUUAUUAAUCCAAUUGUAGUUCUUGUUUAAGCAAACUUAUUUGUGGGACAUGCAAGACCAAUUUUAAUAUGUAUAAUGGAUAAUGUGUGGCUUAGUGUCCACAUUAUUCUACUUUCGAUGGUUUUGUUUGCAAGGAUAUUACAGAAUAAUAUCCAUUAGCCACACAUAUACUCAGGGCCUUUUAUGAUAAUCUAAUCCCUAAUUUCAUAAUAGAGAAUGCAAAAGGCAUCAAUUCAUUUUAUUAGAAUCAGCUUGAAACUUAUUAUGAUGGGAUUAGAAAUUUUGGUGGAUUGAAGAAUAAUGGCAACCAAUAUUUUUACAAGUAAUUCAACAAUCUACCACCACAUUACAACUUAAUCUUGUAGUUAAAUGUGAGGACAUUUGAUUUUCUGAAAUUAAAAUCAUCAUCAAAUAGUGUUUCUAUUUAUAUCGAUAAUUUAUUAGUAAGAAAGAUUAAAUAUAGGUAAAGCAUAAGAGAUUCAAAUAGAAUACAUUCAUACAUCCAAUUAGUUAAUUCUGGCCAUGAUGUCUGUUCCAUAAGCUGAUACUUCUUUUAGUUUUGGAAUUUCAAAUAUCAAUAUUAUGAUUUAAAGGUGCUACCCUAUGUGUAGAUCUUGUAUUGGCCAUAAUGAGACUGAUGUACUUAAUGGUUAAUCGAAUAGAAUUCUCAGGAUCGAAAUUGCAAUAAGGGCUUUAUUUUUGAUAUGGAAUAAUAAUAAAAGUGUUUGUUGGAUCCUGUCGGUUGUCAGAAAUGUUCAGAUUAGGAAACAUGUUUGAAAUGCGAAGAUCCAUUCAUUCAAUAGGGAAGUAGUUGUUAUGGUUUGAAUGGAUACGUUGAUGAAUUCACCUUAGAUUGAAU
Molecule: messenger RNA, 961 nt
Organism: Paramecium octaurelia
Lineage: Eukaryota; Ciliophora; Oligohymenophorea; Peniculida; Parameciidae
Source: the annotation of a GenBank genome assembly